AUGAAAAAAAUAAAUGCCGCUGGCUGGGCCGACGCAGACGCUGGUGCUACUUGGUACGGUGAACCAGAGGGAGCAGGUAGCACCGGAGGAGCUUGUGAAUAUGGCGUGGCAGUGGCAAAUCCACCGCUAUACGCGAUGGUUUCAGCCGGAGGCCCUUCACUAUUCAACAAUGGAAAAGGAUGUGGAACAUGUUAUGAGAUUAUGUGCACCGGGAAUCCAGCAUGUUCAGGGAGCCCAAUAACGGUGACGAUAACGGACGAGUGUCCCGGUGGUCCUUGCGUCUCUGAGCCAGUUCAUUUUGACCUUAGCGGCAAAGCCAUGGGAGCCUUAGCCAAACCUGGCCAAGCCGCUCAACUACGAAGCGCUGGUCCUCUAAGUGUUAGUUACAGACGUGCUGCGUGUUUAUAUCAAGGAACUAAAAUAGCUUUUCAUGUUGAUGCCGGUUCUACCCCGUUCUACGUGGCAUUCGUUGUGGAAUACGAAAACGGUGAAGGAGAUUUGGCCUCCGUUGAGAUUCAACCGGCCAGCGGAGGAUUUAUGCCCAUGCAAGAGAUGAGGUCCGCCGAGUGGAAGUUAAACUCCGGCAGUCCACUGAGCGGACCGUUCAACGUUAGACUUACAUCUGGCGAGUCUCGUAAAGUAGUGGUAGCUCAAGCUGUUAUUCCGGCGGAUUGGAAGCCUGAUCAGAUUUACCGGUCAAUCGUUAACUUUUAG
Molecule: messenger RNA, 714 nt
Organism: Brassica napus (rape)
Lineage: Eukaryota; Viridiplantae; Streptophyta; Magnoliopsida; Brassicales; Brassicaceae
Product: expansin-B4-like
Exons: 4
Coding region: 1-714 (237 amino acids)
Biological process (GO): sexual reproduction
Cellular component (GO): extracellular region
Source: RefSeq, a predicted model, not a curated record